Molecule: messenger RNA, 5486 nt
Organism: Sciurus carolinensis (gray squirrel)
Lineage: Eukaryota; Metazoa; Chordata; Mammalia; Rodentia; Sciuridae
Gene: Itgam
Product: integrin subunit alpha M
Exons: 30
Coding region: 44-3538 (1164 amino acids)
Biological process (GO): cell-cell adhesion; integrin-mediated signaling pathway; cell-matrix adhesion
Cellular component (GO): external side of plasma membrane; integrin complex
Molecular function (GO): integrin binding
Source: RefSeq, a predicted model, not a curated record
GCUCCCUUGAAGUGGCUCAGUGGAGCUUGCAACCCCACAGUUCAUGCUUCUUCCCAGGUCCCUGCUCCUUUCAGCCAUGACUUGUACAGUUCUUCUGUUAACAGUCUUAGCCCUGUGUCACGCGUUCAACCUGGAUACUGAAAAUCCAAUGAUCUUCCAAGAGAAUGCAAGGGGCUUUGGGCAGAGUGUGGUCCAGUUUGAGGGAUCCCGGGUUGUGGUUGGAGCUCCCAAGGAGAUAAGGGCUGACAACCAAACAGGUGGCCUCUACCAGUGCGACUUCAGCACCCUCAAGUGUGAGCCCAUCCGCUUUCAGGUCCCCCUGGAGGCUGUGAACAUGUCCUUGGGCCUGUCCCUGGUGACUGCCACCAACCCCUCCCGGCUGCUGGCCUGUGGCCCCACCGUACACCAAACUUGCAAGGAGAACACGUAUGUGAAUGGCUUCUGCUUCCUGUUUGGAUCCAACCUUCUGCAGCAGCCCCAGAGGUUUCCAGAGGCCCUCAGAGAAUGUCCUCAGCAGGAGAGUGACAUUGCCUUUUUGAUUGAUGGCUCUGGUAGCAUCAACCCAAAUGACUUUCAGAAGAUGAAGGACUUUGUCUCAACAGUGAUGGACAAAUUCAAAAAGUCUAAAACCUUGUUCUCUUUGAUGCAGUACUCAGAUGACUUCCAGACUCAUUUCACCUUCAGCUAUUUCAAGAAAAAUCCUAACCCAAGAUCACUGGUAAACCCAAUAACACAGCUGCUUGGAACAACUCACACUGCCACAGGAAUCCGCAAAGUAGUAAGAGAACUGUUUCAGAGUGCCUAUGGAGCCCGGGAGAAUGCUGUUAAGAUCCUAGUUGUCAUCACAGAUGGAGAAAAGUAUCGAGAUCCCUUGAAUUAUGAGGAUGUCAUCCCUGAGGCGGACAGAGCGGGGGUCAUUCGCUAUGUCAUUGGGGUGGGAGAUGCCUUCAACAAUGACAGAUCCCGCCAAGAGCUUAAUACUAUUGCCUCUAAACCAGCUCGUGAACAUGUGUUCCGGGUGAAUAACUUUGAAGCUUUAAAGACCAUUCAAAACCAGCUUCAGGAAAAGAUCUUUGCAAUUGAAGGUACUCAGACAGGAAGUACCAGCUCCUUUGAGCAUGAGAUGUCUCAGGAAGGCUUCAGUGCUGCCAUCACUUCUAAUGGUCUCUUGUUGGGCUCUGUGGGGAGCUUUGACUGGGCUGGUGGAGCCUUUUUGCAUAAGUCAAAGAAUGAAAUCACCUUCAUCAACGCAACCAGGGUGAACUCAGACAUGAACGAUGCUUACUUGGGUUAUGCAGCUGCAGUCAUCCUGAGGAACCGGGUGCAAAGCCUUGUUCUGGGGGCACCUCGAUAUCAACACAUUGGCCUGGUGAUGAUGUUCAGACAGAAUGCUGGUGCCUGGGAGACCAAUGCUGAUAUCAAGGGCAACCAGAUUGGCUCCUACUUUGGGGCUUCCCUCUGCUCGGUGGACAUGGAUGGUGAUGGAAAUACCAACCUGGUCCUCAUUGGGGCACCCCAUUUCUAUGAGCAGACCCGAGGGGGCCAGGUGUCCAUUUGUCCCUUGCCUAAGGGGCAGAGGGCUCGGUGGCGGUGUGAGGCUGUUCUCCACGGUGAGCAGGGCCAUCCCUGGGGCCGCUUUGGGGCAGCUAUGACAGCGCUGGGCGAUGUGAAUGGGGACAAGCUGACAGACGUGGCUAUUGGAGCCCCAGGAGAACAGGAGAAUCGGGGUGCUAUCUACAUUUUUCAUGGAACAUCAGUAUUCAGCAUCAGCCCCUCCCACAGUCAGCGGAUUGCAGGCUCCCAGCUUUCCCCCCAGCUCCAGUAUUUUGGUCAGUCACUGAGUGGAGGACAGGACCUCACAAUGGAUGGAUUGGUGGACCUGGCUGUAGGGGCCCAGGGGCAAGUACUGCUGCUCAGAUCGCAGCCAGUGCUUAGAGUUGUGGUGACCAUGGAGUUCACACCCAGGGAAGUGGCAAGGGAUGUAUUUGAGUGUCGUGAACAGGUGGCGAGAAGCACGGCUGCUGGUGAGGUCAGAGUCUGCCUCCUUGUCCGCAAGAGCACACGGGAUCGGCUAAGGGAAGGAGAUAUCCAGAGCACUGUCACUUAUGACCUGGCUCUGGACUCUGGCCGCCCACAUUCCCGAGCCAUCUUUGAUGACACAAAGAACAGCACACGCAGACGGACACAAACCUUCAGCCUGACACAGAAAUGCGAGACCCUGAAGCUAUCGUUAACGGAUUGUGUGGAGGACUCAGUGAGCCCUAUUACCCUGCGCCUCAACUACACUCUGUUGGGGAUGCCCUUGUCCUCUUUUGGAAACCUUCGGCCAGUUCUGGCUGUGGAUGCUCAGAGACUGUUCAUAGCCUCGUUUCCCUUUGAGAAGAAUUGUGGUAAUGACAGCAUUUGCCAGGAUGACCUCAGCCUCACCUUCAGUUUCAUGAACCUGGACACCUUGGUGGUGGGCGAUCCCCAGGAUUUCAAUGUGACCUUGACCGUGAGAAACGAGGGCGAGGAUUCCUACAGGACACAGGUCACCUUCUACCACCCAGCUGGCUUGUUCUAUCGGAAGGUGUCAGGGGCCCAGAACCAGCGCUCACAGCGAUCUUGGCGUCUGACCUGCGAGUCUGGUUCUUCCACUGAAGGACCUAGAGCUUUGAAGAGCACCAGCUGCAGCAUCAACCACCCCAUUUUCCCAGGGAACUCAGAGGUUACCUUUAAUGUCACAUUUAAUGUGGAGUCUGAUGCUUUCCUUGGAAACAAGCUACUCCUCAAGGCUAAUGUGACCAGUGAGAAUAACAUGCCCAGGACCAACAAAACUGAAUUCCAACUGCAGCUGCCUGUGAAAUAUGCUGUCUUCUUGGUAGUCACCAGUACUGAGGUUUCUACCAAAUAUCUCAACUUCACUGCCUCGGAGAAGACCAGUCAUAUUAUACAGCAUCAAUAUAAGUUCAACAACCUGGGCCAGAGGAGCCUCCCCAUCAGUGUGACCUUCUGGGUCCCUGUCCAGCUGAACCAUGUGACAGUCUGGGAUCACCCUCAGGUCAUCUUCUCCCAGAAUGUCUCAAACACUUGCCACACUGAGAAGAGACUCCCUCCCUACUCUGACUUCCAGGCUGCGCUUAAGAAGACCCCAGUGCUGAACUGCUCCAUUGCUGUCUGUCAGAAAAUCCAGUGUGAAAUCCCAUCCUUUGGUGUCCAGGAAGACUUCAAUGUUGUCCUCAAAGGCAACCUUUCAUUUGACUGGUAUAUCAAGACUUCACAUAACCACCUCCUGCUGGUGAGCACAGCAGAGAUCUUGUUUAAUGAUUCCAUGUUUGCCCUACUUCCAGGACAGGGGAUGUUCGUGAGGUCCCAGACAGAGACCAAAGUCGAACCAUAUGAAAUUCACAACCCUCUGCCACUCAUUGUGGGCAGCUCCAUUGGGGGACUUGUGCUCCUGGCCCUCAUCACUGCUGCACUGUACAAGCUUGGCUUCUUUAAGCGACAGUACAAGGACAUGAUGAAUGAAGCUGGUCCCCAAGAGGCCCCACCCCAGUAACAGCUCCUUCUCCAAUGCGUGGCUUCUGCAAUGGACCAACACGCAGGUCCCUAUGCUGCUGGACAGACAUGUCCUUUAGGAAACUGUUGUAUUUAUAUCUCAACCGGAAAGACCUGCUUGGGCUUCCAUUCAUGUGUGUGUGUAUGAAUUGUGUAUAUGACUCGGGUGUCUUCAGCACCUCCUGGUCAGGAGGGAAUUGGUCAGGCUUCCUUGUGUGUGGGUGAAGAAGCUGUUGUGUCUUCUUCUGAGGAAGGUGAUGGCAUCUCUUGUGGGAGAAAAUAAGGGAAAUGCAGCAGCUCUUCUCUUUGCUGAAGGAAGUGAGACUUCCCUGUGUGGGAAAAUGUGCAGACCUGCGGAAGAGUGUGGAGCUAGAACUUAAAAGUACACAGAGUAGCUGCGGAUGGAACCAGGAGCUCGUGAGCUGGCAGGAGUCUGACCUAAUCCAUUCCACACUAGAGUUGAUGGACCCAAUAAAGAUGUCCAGUGAGGAAUGAUAAUUCCCUUUACUUAUUCAUUUAUUAUUUUGAUGUUACUUUUAUUUUUGAAUUGAUAAGCCAGUCCAUAGUACAAAAAUUGAAAUAUGUUCAAGAGGGAAAAGUCUUCCUAACUCUCUUUCCUCCUUAGGGGCAAGUCAGGAUUAUAUGUUUUUGGAUCUUCUUCAGAGACAUUCUAGGCAUGUGCAAACACACACAUACACACACACACACCCAAACUUUUCUUUUCUUUCUUUUUUUUUUUUUUUUUUUGCGGUACUGGGGGUCGAACCCAGGGCCUUGUGCUUGCAAGGCAAGCACUCUGCUGACUGAGCUAUCUCCCCAGCCCCCCAAGCUUUUCUUUUGCACAAAUGGUAGCAUACUUUGUACUGUUCUGUAUCUUACUUUUCCAUUAGUAGCUCAGAUUGUUUCAUGUCAGGACAAAUUCAUUCUUUCAUACAGCUGCAUAAUGUUCUAUUGUGUGAUUGUAUAAUAAUGGAGUGAACCAGUCUCCUUUGGAUAUUUUAUUUCUAACUUCACUAUUAUGAACAAUGCUGAACUAAUAAACUAAUAAACUAAUUUUUGCAUGUAUGUAAGAAUAAUUUAUAGAAUAUAUUUCUAGAAGUUUGACUUCUCCCAGAAGCAAAUCCAAGACAAGAAUUUGAGUGAAAGAACUUACUUAAGCUGCUCUAGCUCGCUCUUUCUGCCGCCAUCUUGAUCCUGCGUUCUCUGCACAAAAUGCCCAGUGAAGCCACAGAAACCAUCCCUGCUAUAGAGCAGGAGUUGCCACAGCUCCAAGCUGAGACAGGAUCUGGAACAGAAUCUGACAGUGAUGAAUCAGUAUCAGAGCUUGAAGAACAAGAUUCCACACAAGCAACCACAUAACAAGCAUAGCUGGCAGCUGCAACUGAAAUCGAGGCAGAACCAGUCAGUAAAGCAAAACGGAAUCGGAGUGAAAAGAAGGCACAGAAGGCUAUGUCCAAACUGGAUCUUCGACAGGUUACAGGGGUUACUAGAGUCACUGUCAGAAAAUCUAAUAUCCUCUUUGUCACCACAAAACAAGAUGUCUACAAGAGUCCAGCUUUAGAUACCUACAUAGUUUUGGGGGAAGCCAAGAUUUAUCUUAGCAAGCACAGUUAGCAGCUGUUGACAAAUUCAAAGUUCAAGGUGAAGCUGUUUCAUUCAAGAAAAUACACAGACUCCAACUGUACAAGAAGAGUGAAGAGGAAGAGGUUGAUGAAACAGGUGUGGAAGUUAAGGAUAUAGAAUUGGUCGUGUCACAAGCAAAUGUGUCAAGAGCAAAGGCAGUCCCAGCCCUGAAGAACAAGAGCAAUGCUAUUGUAAAUGCUUUAAUGGAAUUAACAAUGUAAUCAUCAAAGCCAGAACCAUUUUCUGGCGUUUCAAAAGGGUUACUGCAACUUGGUUUAAAAUUUGUACUGUUUCUAUCAUUAAUAAAGUUAUGGCUUCUUAUUGGA